CACAUGUGCAUACUUAAUCAUUUCAACAUAAUUUUAAGACGCCAAUUUUCUGUCAUUCAAUGAUCGAAACAACAAAAUGCCCACAUCAUAACACAGCAGCAAGCAAUGGCUCACAGAAGCGAUGAUUUUUCUGUAUCCUCCGGAAUCGAAAGCGUCACUCCCUUUCCCCCAUUAGAAGAUGAUAACCAUGUCGGUGGACCAACGGCCACGAUCGCCGACAAUGAAGACGAUGCGCUGCAUAUGAAGGAUCUUCCACGGCGCAGCCGUGCUGGAACUACCCAUUCAACAAUAUACACGGGCCCCCUAUCUCCUAGCACACGUUUGCUCGGAGGCGUAACCACCACCAGAACGUCAGCAGACUCGCAGGAUCCAGAGGAUAAUCACGUCAUAUCGCCAACAAUUGAAAUCGAGGGUCGCGCCUCCAAUGAAACAGAUUUUCAAGCACACUAUUUUGCUGAACAUGACUCUCUCGUCGGGAUAGAAGGUGAAUCGCUUGAUUCUGAGGGAGAGGAGCUUGGUGACGAUGACGACGAUAACGACGAGGACGACGACGAGGACGACGACGACGAUGAUGAUGAUGAUGACGACGAAGAAGAUGGCGAGGAGAACGAGGAUAAUAAUGGAUUUAAUAAUAAUAGUAAUGCAGUGGGCAUGCAGCGCCCUUUCAUGCAAUCAUCAACCUCUCUCUCUGGACCACACGCAUUCGCACCACCAUUCUACAAUAGACCUCCCACACCACUCCCUCCGUCGCCCUCAUUGACAUCGUUAUUGCGACCACCAUUCUCGACGACAACGUCGAGACCAACAACGCCCGAUACUUCUGACGGAGAGACACCGAAUGAUACUGAAGCUGCAGUAGCCAAAUCCGCGAGAAUCGCGACGACUGUGCCGCGUGCAAGUCCCAAAGUGCCAACAUACGAGUACUAUGGAUUUGCCCUGUAUUUGACGUCGUCAUUCGCUUUCUUGAUAUAUCUUCUCUGGUCUUACCUGCCAUCUCCCUUUCUUCACCAACUCGGAAUCUACUACUAUCCUAAUCGUUGGUGGUCCCUUGCUAUCCCUGCUUGGCUGGUCAUGGGUCUAGUCUACAUAUAUGUCGCGCUGGCUAGCUACAACACGGGAUAUCUUACAUUGCCGAUGACGUCUGUUGAAAAUAUCGUCGACGAAGUCGCCACCGUUGCCGUGAUAGACAGUAAAGGGCGGCGACGACCGGGCGGCAGCGAGAAAAUGAAGCCAGGAUCGGCGACUAGCCAAACAAUGUCUGCUGUUCAUAAUCGGCGGAUGCAUGGACAUUAUGCCUCUGGUAGCACUGGCAGCGCAGGCGGAGGUACCGUAAGCGAAAGAGGCGGUGGAUUAUCAUGGAAGGAACUAUGGGCUGAAGGUACAGAUGCGGUGAUGGAUAUUCCAGUGGGCGGGGUGUGUGAAGUUCUCUAUGGCAAGGACCGAGAGCUCGAUCCGGAUGAGAUUGAGCUGGACGGCGAAGAAGAAGACAAGGAAGACGAGAACGAAGCCAACUACACGCAGUACAAGCGCCUUGAAGGGCAUGAGUUUCCACCCUUUGAGGAUGAUGAUACUUCUCAGUUCCGUUCCGAGGCCGCUGAGGCAUACUCGUCGUAUAGCAGUCGACGGCCGUGGUGAGGAAUACAGCAUGUAGACGUGGACAUGUAUAUUACAAAUAGCAACGAAUGAUAUUCACGAUAGAUGCCAAUAUUCUGGUCCGAGCACGGCGAAUGAAUGCGCAGCCUCAUGCAAACGCAAUGCAGCAGAGACAAAGCAUCGGUAUCUACAUGUAUUGUAUUGUACCACAGCCAUGACCCCGCCCCCUAGCACAAAAAAAACACAAAACACAAAAGGCAAAACAGUCGUGUGUAACCAGCAAGCCGUAAACCAUUUAACACAAGUUGAUCCGAUGCGGGGGGGGAUACUGGAGGCACGUGCUCCCAAGACAACUUGGGGUCGCCCAGCGGCACUUAGCGAGAAGUGACCAAGGGAUAGAGCAGCAUGUCCAUAUGUUCAUAUGUUGAUAUCGAAUCGAUG
This is a messenger RNA of Talaromyces proteolyticus, 2034 nucleotides long. Its product is annotated as PIG-P-domain-containing protein. The transcript has 2 exons. The coding region runs from base 106 to 1635 and encodes 509 amino acids. NCBI's taxonomy places the organism in Eukaryota, Fungi, Ascomycota, Eurotiomycetes, Eurotiales, Trichocomaceae. The record is from RefSeq and is a predicted model, not a curated record.